AUGCCGUGGCUUAAACACCUCAAUCCGAUGAUCAACUGGGAAACCGGUGACUUUUGGUUUGGUAAAGACGCCAAAUGGCCACCGAAACCCACCGUCGAAGAUGCACCAGAUGAAGAAGUUUCGAUUUUCAAGGAAGAUGGACUCCCAGAGUUAAUCACCACCGAAACUUCCCCUACCUCGUUUGGGCAUUCGGAAUCUAUCAGAGAAAUCAUGGCCGAUAACACUGAGCGUGGCGAGUUACCCGCAGUGCGGAAUGAUACCGAAUCAGAUGACCCACCAUCAGAACCCCCUAUGGAUCAGCUCGAUGACGACGAUCUAGUUAUAUCCUAUAUCGCAGGAGAGCCAGUUAUUGGGAUAUUUGAACCCAUCAGAAAGGAGUCACCUUUAACGAAUGAAGAGACUGAAACCGCAGUCUUCACCAUACGAAGAGGCCCCACCAUUGGAAGAAUGACACACAGUACCCGAUCCCCAUUAUUCUGUAAUGCACAGAAUACGGUCUUUUACAAACCAUCUGGUAAAUCACAAGAAUUGGCACAACAGGCACACAAGGAAGCAUCAGCUGUAGACAAACCCAAAACCGUCGAGGAGUUGGUCCCCAACUACCUCCACGAUUUGAAGUCCGUCUUUGAAAAGAAAGCAGCUGAACGCUUUUCAGAAACCAGGCCUUGGGACCACGCCAUUGACUUGAAACCCGAUUUUAUUCCACGCGACUGUAAAGUCUAUCCGUUAUUGCUCAAGGAACAAGGAGCGAUGGAUGACUUCCUGGAAGAAAAUCUGCGAAAAGGAUACAUCCGACCGUCGAAAUCUCCCAUAGCUUCACCAUUUUUCUUCGUAGGAAAGAAAGAUGGAGCACUAUGUCCCUGUCAGGAUUACCGAUACCUGAAUGAAGGGACGGUGAAGAACGCCUAUCCUCUUCCGCUCAUCUCUGACCUUAUGGAUCAAUUCAAAGGCGCAUCGAUCUUUACGAAAAUGGAUUUACGCUCCGGAUAUAACAAUGUCAGAAUCAAAGAUGGUGACCAAUGGAAGGGCGCAUUUAAGACAAAUCGUGGACUUUUCGAACCUAUGGUCAUGUUCUUUGGACUCUGCAACUCCCCGGCGACUUUCCAAAUGAUGAUGAACGCACUCUUCAAGGACAUGAUCAAUGAGGGAUGGAUAGUCAUUUACAUGGAUGAUAUCCUCAUCUUCUCAAACGAUUUGGAAGAACAUCACGUUCGAACCCGACGCGUACUCCAACGACUCAAAGACAACGACUUAUUCCUUAAACCGGAAAAGUGUUUCUUUGACGUUAAAGAAGUCGAAUUCCUAGGCAUGAUCAUUCGAGAAAACUACAUUGGCAUGGACCCUAUCAAACUUAAAGGAAUUGCAGAAUGGCCUGAACCAAGCACGGUAAAAGGUGUUCGCUCUUUCCUAGGGUUUGGAAACUUCUAUCGGAAGUUUAUUGCCAACUUCUCGGAUAUUGCCAAACCAUUGACGAAUCUUACGCGCACUGCCGCUGGAUCUCCACCUUUUGAAUGGACAACAGAAUGUCAGACAGCUUUCGACACAUUGAAGCAACGAUUCAGUACCGCCCCAGUACUGUUACUGCCUGACAAGGCAAAACCCUUUAUUGUUGAAUCCGACGCUUCCAAGUUUGCUACGGGUGCAGUUUUACACCAAGCUGACAUCAAUGGAGACCUCCAUCCUUGUGCCUACAUUUCACAAACGCUCAAUCUAGCUGAAUGGAACUACGAAAUCUACGACUGUGAACUCCUCGGAAUCAUUCGAGCCCUCACUGAAUGGCGCCAUUAUCUUGAAGGCUCUCCCCAUCCCGUCGAAGUUCGCAGUGAUCACAAGAACCUCACGUACUUCCGUACAGCUCAGAAGUUAAACCGCCGACAAGCACAAUGGAGUCUCAAAUUAUCACAAUUUGAUCUUCACCUCAUCCAUGUCCCUGGCACUCAGAUGAUCCAAUCUGAUGCGCUAUCUCGUCGUAAUGGACUCAAUGACAGUGAAAGUGACAACGAAGAUCGCAUUCUUUUACCCAACGCACUAUUCGUGUGA
Sparassis crispa is the source of this 2040-nucleotide messenger RNA. RefSeq lists its product as hypothetical. Lineage: Eukaryota; Fungi; Basidiomycota; Agaricomycetes; Polyporales; Sparassidaceae. The transcript has a single exon. The record is from RefSeq and is a predicted model, not a curated record. The coding region runs from base 1 to 2040 and encodes 679 amino acids.